AGCACCGAACAUGGCGAAUGCGGAGAAGGAGAGCGAGUCCAUCAAUAAAGAAAAAGAUGAUUUAGAAGUUUUGAAGGGCCUGGUAGACGAGCUGUACCAUUUCAGAGAUCACUACUUUGAGACGCACAGCGUAGAGGACGCCGGCAGGAAACACAAUGACGUGACGGAGGAGAUGAACAAGACACUGCAGAGGCUGGAGGAGAAGGAGGCGGAGUUCCGCCACAGUGCCCAGUUCCUCUUGCUGCGCGGCCGCUGCCUGAACGUGGGCGAAGACUUCAGCCCGGUGGCCGAGGAGAGCCUGUCGCGGGCCGUCAAGCUGGACCCCAGCCUGGUGCAGGGCUGGAACACCCUGGGGGAGGUCUACUGGAAGAAGGGGGAUCUGGAAGCGGCCAAGAACUGCUUCACUGGUGCCCUGCAACAGGAGAAGAAUAAGGUGUCGUUGAGGAGCCUGUCCAUGGUGCUGCGCCAGGUGCGGCCUGGUGGGGGUGAUGAAGAGCACAGUAAGCGGGUGCUGGAGAGCGUAGACCUGGCCAGGCAGGCCGUGCAGCUGGACGUCACUGACGGCACCUCCUGGUAUAUCUUGGGCAAUGCCUACAUCUCCAUGUUCUUCAAUAGCGGACAGAAGCCCCAGAUAUCGCAGCUCGCCCUCAGUGCCUAUGCCCAAGCUGAAAAAGUAGACCCUACGGCGUCCUCAAACCCAGACCUGCACUUCAACAGAGCAACGUUGUUUCAGUAUGAGGAGAUGUUCAGCUCUGCUCUGGCCGGCUACAGCCGGGCGGCCAUCUUGAAUCCCGAGUGGGAGGAUCCCCCGGAGAGGGAGAGGCAGCUGGUGGACUACCUGGAGAGAGUCACGGACCUCAUCGAGAACAAGGGGAAGGUGAAGGCUCGUCGCCUGCGGUCCAUGUUGUCCAGCCUCAACCUAUCAGCCCUGGGCCCCUGUUCCUCCCCCCAGUUCAGAGCCCCGUCAGGACGUACGGGAAGCCUGGAGCCACAGUGUGUCUCUGCCCUGAAGCAGGGCACCAACACUGGGGUGGCCACCAUGGGCAAGGUGGUCUUCAGCCUGGCUCCCGAAGGACGGAUGGCAUUCACGUUUGGCAUGGUGGACAGUGAGGAGACGUGCUGCGUGGUGAUGGUGUACAACACGGCCGACAGCUGGGGGGCUCUCAUAGGGGACUCCGUAGUCAUCCCCGAACCACACGUCAAACGCCACAGCGUCUCGCACAAGGACAAGACAUUUGACAUCCGCAGUAUACGAGUGGACUCGCCCCUGUACCUAAUAGUCAACGGCAAGAAGCAAGCUGUGAAGAGCCAAAUCGUAGCAUCGGUGAGCUACAAGCCCCAGAACUAGUCAACCGCUGACGAGGUGGACAGAGGAAGGGGACGAGGCUGGCAGCUUACUGGUCCAUGUGGGGUGGUGGUGGUGGUGAUACAUGUGGCAACUUGUUUAUUGUUUUAUUGUUUGUUUGUUUUUUUAAGCCAUGUUGUUAGGCAACAAUCUGGUAGGCUCCAAUCCUAGAAUACAGUAGAACACUAGAUGUCCACAUUGAUUAUCCUCAUGCAUCUUUAUGAACGAAUGUUUCUGUCUGAUAGCCACCAUGUUUGUUUGUCAGGGGCAAGCACCAAGUAAUUGUCAAGUAGAGUAAGAUACAUCAAGCCCGUACAUUUCCUGGAUCCAUGUGAUGUUAGGUGAUGUCAGGACGCCACUUUAGGAGACCUUCGGUUAGGAGGCCUUUGGAGGUUGGGGUUCUCUUAGCGCUGUAGAUAGUGGUAGAGCAUAUGUUAUGCAAGCCAUCACCACACGCCACAGAAUGAGAAGGAGGGCACAACGUCCCUUAGGUGACCGAGCUUGAGCACACUCCUUUGCAUUGGGUAGGCAGGGUUUUGGGGUAUCUUGCUCUAUUAGACGAUUCUUUGGUAAUACUACCAUCAAUUGGCAUCAAGGCGAUAUGCACAUUAUCCUGUAGGUGGCGGUAAAAUAUCAUCUUCACCAGUUGUGUGAAAAUCAUAGGAACCCUGUACCAUGGCUGUGGCACCCAAGGCUGUGGGGUAUUCCAAAAACAUGAUCAUUUAGUGAACAGUGAUUAAGAUAACCUGCAGGAAGUAAUAAACCUCCUAAUAGAUAGGCCAUAGGAUGUGUCAUUUAGUUAAGAAAAUGAGGACUCCGUGCUCUUAGAUUAGAUUUUUUAACACUCUCAAGGUUAACUUGACAUGGUUUACUACUGAGCCAAGUUCUUGGAAUACCCACUUGGUCCUGCCAACAAACGCAGCACCUAGUGCUCUACGUCUCCCAGUAGGCUUCUCAUUGGGUGGUUCUAAUAAAGUGGCAUGGUGAUGACUGGAGCUGGCCAGUGGGGUAUCCCAGCCAAUAGGUUUAGUGGCCAUAGUAUGUUAACUCAAAAGUAGACCAUUUUUUAUAGAAGACGCCUUUUUCCUUUUUCUAGCAGAAGGAAACAAACGGUGCAUGUCUAUGAAGUGGUUUACUACUUACCUGUAAGUUUACUCAAUAGGUCAGUCAUUAAACUACCUACUCGAAAUAUUCCACUAUUAAUUGGUUGGCCCAAUACUAAGACAGAAGUGCCCAAUGCUGCCAGUGUCUGAGUAAUGGUGCUGAACAAUAUUGCUUAAAAAAAUAAAAACGUGUUGCCCUUUGUAUCAAUGCCUGAAGACCAGUGCUGUGUUCCGUUAGUCAGAGCAGAGGUGGAAAGGAAAAACGUUACACUUUAAGUAAUAUAAGUUUGUGUUUAUGUACAUAAAUAUAUGCAAUGUAUUAUGUUUGUCUUUAAAACUAUGUAUAUAUUUUUAAUGUUAUUUCCUUUUGUAAUUUUUGUUUGGGAUGUGUGAAUUUUGUUCUGUUUUUUUCUUCCCAACUUGUUUUGACAAUGCUGCUGAUGUUUACAUAUGGGGAUCCGCCAAUCAAAUAAAACCAUGAAUAUUU
Engraulis encrasicolus (European anchovy) is the source of this 2935-nucleotide messenger RNA. RefSeq names its product tetratricopeptide repeat domain 5 (gene ttc5). NCBI's taxonomy places the organism in Eukaryota, Metazoa, Chordata, Actinopteri, Clupeiformes, Engraulidae. The transcript is spliced from 10 exons. Bases 11 to 1348 code for a protein of 445 amino acids. Gene Ontology annotation, molecular function: protein binding. The record is from RefSeq and is a predicted model, not a curated record.